Strongylocentrotus purpuratus (purple sea urchin) is the source of this 860-nucleotide messenger RNA. Its product is annotated as tenascin-X-like. The transcript has 4 exons. NCBI's taxonomy places the organism in Eukaryota, Metazoa, Echinodermata, Echinoidea, Camarodonta, Strongylocentrotidae. Gene Ontology annotation, molecular function: protein binding. The record is from RefSeq and is a predicted model, not a curated record. Bases 1 to 837 code for a protein of 278 amino acids.
AUGUGGUAUAAUUGGCCUGCUGGAGUUGUCAACCUCACAGAAGGGUGUGCAUCCACGACAUCCGUGAGCGCGAAUUGGACUAUACCAAAGAGAGCGGUCGACCGUUUCAGCAUCUCAUGUAGCGAUGGUGAUGCAUCCCCAGCGACCAUUGAAGACACCAGCCAGUCAUCUUACGUUGCGUCUUGCGUUAAUCUGACGGUACCAGGCGAUACGUACAAUAUGACUGUGUACAGUAUUGUGGAUAGUUGCGCUACUAGUACUUCAUCUUCCAUCGACCUGGUUGCAUGGCCUGCUGGAGUUGUCAACCUCACAGAAGGGUGUGCAUCCACGACAUCCGUGAGCGCGAAUUGGACUAUACCAAAGAGAGCGGUCGACCGUUUCAGCAUCUCAUGUAGCGAUGGUGAUGCAUCCCCAGCGACCAUUGAAGACACCAGCCAGUCAUCUUACGUUGCGUCUUGCGUUAAUCUGACGGUACCAGGCGAUACGUACAAUAUGACUGUGUACAGUAUUGUGGAUAGUUGCGCUACUAGUACUUCAUCUUCCAUCGACCUGGUUGCAUGGCCUGCUGGAGUUGUCAACCUCACAGAAGGGUGUGCAUCCACGACAUCCGUGAGCGCGAAUUGGACUAUACCAAAGAGAGCGGUCGACCGUUUCAGCAUCUCAUGUAGCGAUGGUGAUGCAUCCCCAGCGACCAUUGAAGACACCAGCCAGUCAUCUUACGUUGCGUCUUGCGUUAAUCUGACGGUACCAGGCGAUACGUACAAUAUGACUGUGUACAGUAUUGUGGAUAGUUGCGCUACUAGUACUUCAUCUUCCAUCGACCUGGUUGCAUGUUAGUAUCACCAAAAAUCCAUAAUAAU